ACUGUAGCACAGCACAUGCUGGACUGAGAGGCAGAGGGGCUCAGUGCUGGGGCUUCCUCGAUCAAUCAGGAGCUGGAGGCUGUCGUGGGUGGCUAAAGAGGGAGCUGUUUAAACCUUAACUGGAUCACUGCAGCCCUCUGCCCGGGAGCAGAGCUCUUUAUCGCUCAGGGAUGGGCAGGUUCUGCAGGAGCGUUUUGAACCCGUGUCCUCCCUGCUCCUGCCAGCCCAGUGACGAGUGCGUUGCCUUGCAUGUCCCCUGUGUCCCGUGUCUGUGCAGCUGUACCUGACGUGUCACCUGAAGGCCAUGCCUGCGGACAGAUCUCCGGACCCCGUGAACAAAGCCUGCUCCUUCAGCCACAGGACGCGCAGCUGGGCCCCGUUGGAGGGGCGAGCAGGGGUGUGCAGCUGCUGUAGGACGGGGACGUGUUCGGAGCCCAGCAGAGGGUCUGGCCAGAGAAGUGGAAGCCAUCUCCCCUUCGCAGAGGGAGGAGAGAUGGACACGGGGCUGGGGCCCCUCCAGGUCCUGCCCUACUCCCGCUGGACUGCUUCUCUUGCAGGAGCACCCCGCGCCCAUGGGGAGGGCUCGACUCAGGCAGGCUCGCUCCGGAGCCCGCCCAGACUCUUUCCCUGGCCACAGUGAG
Lepisosteus oculatus (spotted gar) is the source of this 641-nucleotide messenger RNA. Lineage: Eukaryota; Metazoa; Chordata; Actinopteri; Semionotiformes; Lepisosteidae. The record is from RefSeq and is a predicted model, not a curated record.